Messenger RNA from Naegleria lovaniensis, 1071 nucleotides. RefSeq lists its product as uncharacterized. The record is from RefSeq and is a predicted model, not a curated record. Bases 1 to 1071 code for a protein of 356 amino acids. NCBI's taxonomy places the organism in Eukaryota, Heterolobosea, Eutetramitea, Acrasida, Naegleriidae. The transcript has 2 exons.
AUGCCAAAGGAAAUCUCUUCGCUUGCUGUUCCAGAGUCUAAAUUACAGCUGCUAUUAUCGGCUACUCCGUUCAUCGGAACAAAUUUGGAGACACUAAAAGCAAGGAUACUUUCUGAUAAUUUUCAUGCUUUCAAAGUUGAUCAACUGAAAGAAAUGAUUAAAUUUCUCAGAACACACGCUGGCAGGCGGGAUUUAGCACUUUCGGGAAACAAAUCGGAUCUUGUUGCUAGGCUUUCUGUAGCCUUUUUUCAACCUGGACAACCUACUUCUUCUUCAUCAUCCACAGCCUCUUCAUCUAACACCUCUUCAAGCACACCACCACCAUCAAAAACAACCUCUCAACCUAAAUCAUCCUCUUCUUCUAAAUCAAAAAUUACAAGUAUGAGUCCCCUGAACUCUCUCAACCUACAAGUCGUGAGGAAGGAGGAGAAUACACUAAUGGAACUCUUUAAAAACGACAUGUCCAUAGGUGGGAAAAUUGAUCCACAUCAUCAUGGUGAAAGGUUUUUAUAUAUCAAAGUGUUCAAAAACGAAAAUGCAAAUUUUUCACUGGAUUUUACACUGUCACAAGAAGAAUUUACCAAGCUGACGACGCCAACAGAGAAUUAUCAAAUUCAAAUUCAUUAUUUUUCACAUGAUAUGAAACCUAAAAAUUGGAGUACGGAAUAUUGGAUUGUUGCGAAUGGAAUACAUAAAUUGGAGCCUCCAGCUAUGAACAGGAAGAUUGCAAAGGGUAUAAAAAAAGAUUUACUAAUCGUCUCUACACCCUUUGUGGUAAAAGGAAAUCAAAUAGUAUCAGGUAGUAAUAGGCUUGAUAUUAAAUCCGGACCAUACUGCAUGUUAGAUGGUAGAUUGUUUGUUAUUCUUACAAAAAUAUUGACAACAGAACAACUUGUAAAUAUAAUUGAAUCACAAGUUCCCACAAAACAUAAUUUAGAUUUAGGAGAUAAUUUAGAAACAUCAGCCAAUGAUAAUACCUUAAACUCCUUAUAUAUUCAAACUACACCCACAAAAUCUGAUCAUUUAGCCAUACCGCAACAAGAAGAAAACACUACCACCACUCCAUAUUAA